Molecule: messenger RNA, 2180 nt
Organism: Xyrauchen texanus (razorback sucker)
Lineage: Eukaryota; Metazoa; Chordata; Actinopteri; Cypriniformes; Catostomidae
Product: transmembrane protein 269-like
Exons: 9
Coding region: 336-1085 (249 amino acids)
Biological process (GO): phospholipid biosynthetic process
Cellular component (GO): membrane
Molecular function (GO): phosphotransferase activity, for other substituted phosphate groups
Source: RefSeq, a predicted model, not a curated record
AGACGCGCUGAAAAUGGGCAAUGCAUUGUUUUUUGACAAACAGGUGCAGUCCAUAAUAUAGAUGUCAUCUUCGUCUAAGGUCAUUUCUGUUUAGUAAGAAACCGCUGUAUGUGAAUUAAUCUAUACAAAUAUUUUGUCAUCGAAGUAAAGUCCAGUUCAAAUCCGUCAAUUGUAGAACUGCGUUCAUUCUGUGUCGCAUCACUCUUUCCUUGACAUCGAAGUUGCAGUAUUCUUUGACUCUGAGAAAUUUGGAGACCACCAUGAUCCUCAUAACUCCCACAUCUGAAAAGUGAUGUCCAUUGGAAUUGACGCAGGGUCUGAAUAGGUUAAAUAAGAUGAAGAGUCGCUUGAAAUCGACUGGCUUUGGAAUCACAUCAAGUUCAGCAUUAUUCCAGUACGCUAACAAAAUGCUCCUAAUCGAACAUGCUAAUUGGGUGCAUCUGAAGGAGUUUGCCCGUAAAAAUGCUGCCAAUGCCCUUUCUGUUGCCAACAUGAUCAUGGGCAUGGCCUCAAUCCUCUGCAGUCUCAGCGGCCAUCACCAUGCCGCGUGCUGGCUGGUUUUGAUCGGUUACUUGUUGGAUUUGGCAGACGGAGCAGUUGCUAGGCAACUGAAUGCAUGCUCUGCACUGGGGGCAAAGUUGGAUGAUUUUGCUGAUUUUACAACAUUUGGUAUCGCAACAUCCCUACUCUUAAGGACACCAAGUCUGCUGGAUAAUAUCCUGUGCAUGUCCUACGUGAUGUCGGUCUUUGUUCGUCUCUGCUUCUUCUCUAGUGGAAUCCCCUUCAUGUACCGUGGCCUCCCAUGCAUCUACUCAUCUGCCAUCCUAGCCUGUGUCUCUCUGCUGACUGGAGGGAAUAUGGCAGUACUGAGAAUUAUAGCACUGGCCAUGAUUCCUUUUAUGGUCAGUCAGAACUUUUAUCCACAUGACAGAAUACUGGAGUCUCAGGCCUGGAAGAAGGUGGUCUACAUUGGAGGAAUUGCCAUGGUGUUUUGCUCUUCCUUCCCUCCAGCAUGUGUGUACUACUUGUUAUGGUCUGUUUCCUACAUAUUGUUUCCAACAGCUCUGUGGAGCUGCAAAGUGUAAAUGUGUAAUGGCCUUAAAGGCCUUGUCCUAAAGGCUAACUCUUCAUGUUUGAAGAAGGUCUGUGCAGCUUGUUGGAAUCCCCUGCUGCUUCUUGAAAACCAAUUUGGAUUUUUUUUUUUACCAUUUUUAAUUUGAGGUGAUAAACAUAAAACUGAUUAAAUCUACCUUAUCUGAAUAGCUGAUUUUGUUUCAUCGUUAUGAAAGAGAAAUGCUCUUUGCCUCGGCAUUACACAUCUUGUCAUGUGUUUAAAUGAUCAGAGCAUCAAAUGUUAUUGCACAGUACACAUGUGUACUGAAUGUAGAAACGCUGAAGAGGCAAGAAGCAGGGUAGAGAUUGUCAAAUUUGCUGUGGAAUUUAUAUUUGUAGAAUUACUGCUCUUGGGUUAUUGUUGAAGAGGUAGAUCAGAACAAGUUUUUCAUGUGUAUCUAAGGUAUCAACUGAUUUUUUUUUUCUAUUUGGUUUAUAACUUGUAAAAAGCAAAUUCUUCUAAAACAGUUGAAUAUAGGAAUAAUCGGUGUCAGAAUAUUCAAAACUCAGCUCUCAAUCAUGAAAAAAUUUCUGCUUUAUUGAUUUAUUCUGAUAAUGUUGCAUUGCCCUUGACAUGAAAUUGUGAAUUUCUAACUACUCUAAAGGGAAUUGUAUCCUCCUGAUCUGUGUAAUUAGGCUGCAUAUAAAAACUGCAAUUAUCAUUUACUUAUCUAAUGCCUGGUUCAAUAAUGACUUUAAAUACUGUACUGUAUGUCCCAUAUUGUAUAAGGUAGGAAUUCAAAACAAAUGCCAGGCAACAGUGUCAAGAAUAGUUUAAUUUGCAGUUUAAAUUGACAAAUGAGUGUAGCAUCCCGCCAAAGCAUUUUGCUGGAAUAUGUCUGUGCAUGUUGGUCUCUGUUUUAAGGGGCCGUGCUUCCUCACUCACAGUUAUCUUGGAGUUAUUGCUUAUGUUUAGCGAGUGAUCUUCCAUUAGAUUUGCUUUGUACCGUGUACAGGUUCAAUGGGAGAUUGGUGCCCUGCAAAAUAACAGUAUUGAGGCAUUAUUUUGUGUUCUGUGCACCACUUGUGGUUACCUUUUAUUAAAAUUUUGUGGUGGUAAUAAUAAA